Molecule: messenger RNA, 2680 nt
Organism: Notolabrus celidotus (New Zealand spotty)
Lineage: Eukaryota; Metazoa; Chordata; Actinopteri; Labriformes; Labridae
Gene: rcc1l
Product: RCC1 like
Exons: 12
Coding region: 233-1588 (451 amino acids)
Source: RefSeq, a predicted model, not a curated record
GAAACUGAACUGUAGAAGAAGAAGAAGCGCCUUUCCUCUUCCGGGUUGGGGUAAUGAGGAUAAACAAACAUGUUGACAUUGACAGGCUGUAUUUCUAUUAUUGCCGGUUUAUAUCAGUCUCUCUACAGCACGAGUUAGCUCAUCAGUCGGUAUAAACGUUUGAAGGUCCUGGUUUGAUCAGAGGUGAACAGGUGAGUCAGCACGAGCUCAGUAGCUGCAUGCACACAGGCGGAUGGCUCUACCAUGUUUGAGAGUGAACUGCAGACAGAUGACUGCCGGGCUUCAGGUCUGCGGUUAUGCCACUGUUAGUAAAGCAUCCAGACCCCAGGAGAAGGACAGCGGCGGUCCAGUCUUUCAGUAUGUCGGUGAGCACAGAAAGCCCAAUCAUAAAGUGUUUGUUUGGGGCUUCAGCUUCACCGGGGCUCUAGGGAUCCCCAGCUUUGUGGUGCCCGACAGCGGCAGGAAGAAGCCCCGCAAAUACCAGCUCACUCCUUACCGGCUGGAGACGGCAGAGCAGAUCUCUUCUGCUGCCUGUGGUUAUGGCUUCACUCUCAUCGCCUCCCGGACUAAAGAUGUGAUCAAACUGUGGGGCAUGGGCCUGAAUAAGGACUCUCAGCUGGGCUUCCAACGCACACAACACAGCCGCCAUCAGAGCUAUGACUUCGUGCUGGAGCCUUCACCUGUUGCUCUGCCUCUAGUGGAGCCUCAGCAGACCCGAGUGGUUCAGGUCGCGUGUGGUCGCGCUCACUCUCUGGUCCUCACUGACAGAGAGGGAGUUUUCAGUAUGGGGAACAACGCAUACGGUCAGUGUGGACGGAGGAUAGUCGAAGAUGAAGUCUACAGCGGCAGUCACGUCAUUCACAAGAUGGAUGUCUUUGACAGCAGAGUCAUCCAGGUGGCGUGUGGACAGGACCACAGCCUCUUCCUCACUGAAUCAGGAAGAGUCUUCUCAUGUGGAUGGGGCGCAGAUGGACAGACGGGUUUGGGACACCACAACAUGAGCUCCAGCCCUGUGGAGGUGGGAGGAGAUCUGGCGGGGGUGAAGGUGGAGCAGAUCAGCACGUACGGAGACUGCAGUCUGGCUGUGUCCAAAGAUGGAGAGCUAUUUGGAUGGGGCAACUCUGAAUACCUGCAGCUGGCCUCUGUCACCGAGUCCACCCAGCUCAGUUCUCCUCAUCGUCUUCCCCUGAAGGGCUGCGGGAAGGUGGUCCAGGCUGCGUGUGGAGGGACGCAGGUGGCUGUUCUCAACGACAAAGGAGAGGUGUUUGUUUGGGGUUACGGCAUUCUGGGAAAAGGCCCCAAACUCUCUGAAUCCUCGACCCCAGAGAUGAUUCCCUCCACGCUGUUUGGACGCUCCGAGUUUAACCCCUCCGUCGCCGUCACCAGGGUCAGGUGUGGACUCAACCACUUUGCUGCAGUGACAGAUCGAGGCGAGCUCUUCGUUUGGGGGAAGAAUGUGAGAGGUUGUUUGGGCAUCGGGAAGAAAGACGACCAGUACUUCCCGUGGAGAGUGACUGUGCCCGGUCAGGUGGUGGACGUAGCAUGUGGAGUUGACCACAUGGUGGCGCUGGUGAAGUCCCUGCUCUGAGCCCCUGUGUUCCUCAGCAAUGGAUGAAAGCCUGGAUGUUUGGCUGACCCCCAGCCCCUCAGAGAGCCCAUCGAGGGCCACGUCGGAGUCUUGAAGCCAGCUGUUCUCUGCAGGCGGCGAACCCUCAUGUCCCUCCAUCCUGCAGUGACGUCAAACAGAGCAGAGACGUCGACCGUGCAGCGAACAGACAGACACUGCUCACUUUAUCCUGCAUGGAGGAUGCAACAUCAGACAAGACUUUGAAGGAAGCAAUUUAAAUUAUUAAGCCAUUUCUACACAUCGUUGAUCUGUUCACACAAGACAUGUUAAGACAUCAGCUUUGACCCCAGGAAAAAGAUCAAUGCACGAUAGAGUUGCAACCAGAAUGACGACUCGGGGUUGUUGUUGUUGUUGUUGUUUUAGCCAUCAUUACAGUCAAUAAUAAUUGUAUCCAGUCAUAUGUAACUUAAUUCCCUGAUUGUAAAGAUGGAUACAGUCUGACCCAGCUUACAUACAGCUCCAGCUUCCAGGGGGUAAAUCCUGUAAAUUCACCUGUUCUGAUAUUCUUUAUCCUCUCACAGGUUUAUUAGUCGCAACAGAAAGAAAACAAUUCAUGUGGUGAAAGUGAUUCACCGUGGCAUCAACAGGCUCUUGCAAUUUGGGAGUAUUUCAAACAAUCUGUUGUAUGCCAGCCUUUGAGAUGUUAGUAAAACAUUCGAGGAGCCAGUUGCAGCAUAAACAGUCCAAAACAAAAUGAUUAUCUGGCUGCCGGCUGCAGAGAGAGGUGAAGGCACUCCACCCGAGAGGAAACAGGUUCUGUGGAAUCAAUUUUACAUCCUGCACUCAUGUUUCACCUCACUGUGGUUAGUCUUUUUUUGGGUGCAAAGCAUGAGGCAGCUUGAGGAAGCUACAGAGUGUUGCUACCAGGGAGGGAUGCUGAAUGAGACUAAGAAUAAAAAAUGACUGAAAGGUUUGUUUAUUUUUUGCAAAUAGCAAUAAAGCAUGACUCCAGAUGAAAGUUUAAUGUUUAACUGAAACAAUAUGCAAAACAGAAAAUGACUGAAAUGUUGUGUAUAUCCAAAGCAAAUAAAUAUAUUUUUACCAACACUUCAA